AUGCCGGUGGAGAGGGUGCCCCGCUCCAGCAAUGCCAGCGUCGCCCGCCCGGAGGUCGUCAGAGAUGCAGAUCCUCGGGCCCCCUCUCCCGGGAAGACCGACCCAGAUUCCCUGGCUCCAUCAGCCCCCAGACCCCACCACCCAUCCGCUGGUCACUGUGGGCAGUGGAGGGAUGGCUGCCCAGCUGACAAGGCCCUGGAGUUGGUGACAUUCAAAGAUGUGGCCGUGAACUUCACACAGGAGUGGCAGCAGCUGGAGCUGGCUCAGAGGGACCUGUACAAGGAUGUGAUGCUUGAGAACUUCCAGAACUUGAGCUCCCUGGGUGACAUGGGUGACAUUCGUGUUUUCCGUCUCUUUCAGAAAUGGAGUCUAGACCGGAGAGGAACGGCCCAGUGGAAGCUGUCCCUGCAGGAGUAUCCCCUGAGCUGGACCUGGAAGAGCUGGGAGGGGGCUGCCCCUGGGGCUGUGCAUCAGGAGAGGCCGGGACAGCUUCAGGAAGGGCCCCUUCCGGGCAUCAGCCAGGAAUUCCAGGAGGGAGGGGCCCCCACAAGAGUGCGGGGAGGCCUUGGCGCACCGCACCGAGCUGGCGCAGCACCAGCGCGCGCGCGCGCACACGCCCUGGACAAAGCCUUCGCGUGCGGCGAGUGCGGGAGACGCUCCCGCAGGAAAGCCACGCUCACGGUGCACCGGCGCGUCCACACCGGCGAGAAGCCGUUCACGUGCGCCGAGGGCGGCAAGGCCUUCUGCCAGCGUGCCAACCUCACGGUGCACCGGCGCACGCACACCGGCGAGCGGCCCUACAAGUGCGGCGAGUGUGGCAAGGCCUUCGCCCUCAUCACCAACCUGGUGGACCACCAGCGCAUCCACACCGGGGAGAAGCCCUUCGUGUGUGACCUGUGCGGUAAGCGCUUCACCAAGCGCUCCUCCCUCCUCGGGCACCAGUGGGCCCCCAGAGGCGAGAGGCCCCACCCGUGCAGGGUGUGCGGGAAGGGCUUCCGCAAGAAAUCCGAGCUGGUCAACCACCACCGCACGCACACGGGCGGGCGGCCGUUCAAGUGCUACGAGUGCGGCAAGGCCUUCGCGCAGAGCAUGACCUUGGGCGGCAAGUGCUUCACCAAGUCCUCCGCGCUGAUCCUGCACGAGAGGCUCCACGACGGCGAGCGGCCCCUCCGCUGCGCCGAGUGCGGCAAGGCCUUCAGCCAGAAGGCGCAGCUCGUGGUGUACGGGCGAGAAGCCUUUCCGUGGCGGCGCCUGCGGGAGAUCCUACAGCCAGAAGGGCUACCUCACCGUGUCCACACGGCUGAGAAGCCCUACCGCUGCGGCGAAUGCGGGAGACGCUUCCGGAAGGUGUCCUUCCUGCUCCAGCAUCAGGCCAUCGACAGCGACGAGAGGCCCUUCCAGUGUGGCGUGUGCAGGGAGAAGCCCUACCAGUGCGGGCAGUGUGGGAAAGACUUCCCGCACCAGCCCACGCUGAGGGCGCACCGGAGGAUCCCCACCGGGGAGUGGCCCUAUGAGUGCAAGGUGUGCGGCAAGGCCUUCAGGCGCAUCGGGAACCUCACCUGCCACCAGAAGACCCAUGCUGCCGCGGGGGGGCCCGCCAGGGAGCCCAGCCUUCUGCCUACCCUCCCAGAUAACCUGUCACAGGUCAGGCCUGAGAUGGCGGCCAAGUUUCAGCCUCCCGUCAUCACUUUAGAAUCAACUUAG
Balaenoptera musculus (blue whale) is the source of this 1704-nucleotide messenger RNA. RefSeq names its product zinc finger protein 436-like. Gene Ontology annotation, molecular function: RNA polymerase II cis-regulatory region sequence-specific DNA binding; DNA-binding transcription factor activity, RNA polymerase II-specific. Lineage: Eukaryota; Metazoa; Chordata; Mammalia; Artiodactyla; Balaenopteridae. Gene Ontology annotation, biological process: regulation of transcription by RNA polymerase II. The coding region runs from base 1 to 1704 and encodes 567 amino acids. The record is from RefSeq and is a predicted model, not a curated record. The transcript has 9 exons.